Messenger RNA from Aplysia californica (California sea hare), 5425 nucleotides. RefSeq names its product unconventional myosin-Id. Gene Ontology annotation, molecular function: microfilament motor activity; actin filament binding; ATP binding. Gene Ontology annotation, biological process: vesicle transport along actin filament; actin filament organization. The record is from RefSeq and is a predicted model, not a curated record. Gene Ontology annotation, cellular component: myosin complex; actin cytoskeleton; vesicle. NCBI's taxonomy places the organism in Eukaryota, Metazoa, Mollusca, Gastropoda, Aplysiida, Aplysiidae.
CAGCCCACUGAGCCCAGCCCACUGCUGGCACUAGAAGAACACACUGCAAGUGUUUUCUUCUGUCAUUCGUUUCACGGAAAGCUAACGGUAUGGCGGGCAUACACGAAGGCCCCGAGUUUGGGGUUGGCGAUUUCGUUCUUCUUCAUGAACUCUCUUUGGAUGCUUUUAUGGACAACCUGAAACACAGAUUCAACAAAGGGAAAAUUUACACCUACAUUGGCGAAGUGGUCGUUUCAGUGAAUCCGUACAGGUCUAUGGAUAUUUACAAUAACAGCUUUGUCCAGCAGUAUAAGGACAGAGAGAUUUAUGAGCGGCCCCCACAUAUUUUUGCUCUGGCGGAUAAUGCCCACAAAACCAUGCGAAGACAAGCUCGUGAUACGUGCAUCGUCAUUUCGGAGUCAAAGACGUCCUCAUUAAGUCCAACAAUAUCCUGGAGGCUUUUGGGAAUGCCAAAACUAAUCGCAAUGACAACUCAAGUCGCUUUGGGAAGUACAUGGAUAUCAACUUUGACUUCAAAGGAGACCCAGUUGGAGGCCACAUCAGCAACUAUCUGCUGGAAAAGAGCAGAGUUGUUUACCAGCAAGAGGGAGAAAGGAAUUUCCAUUCCUUCUACCAGUUGAUGGCAGGUGCUCCAGAGGCCAUGCUGAACGAGCUCAAGCUGACCAGGGACCCCAAGAAGUACAACUUUGUCAACCAGGGCGGGGACCAUAAGGUGGGCUCCAUCAACGACAAACAAGAUUUCCGAGCUGUCAUGGAUGCCAUGAGGGCCACUGGCUUCACCGAGGAACAGACAUCCACACUGUGGAAGAUUGUGUCAUCCGUCCUGCAUCUGGGCAACAUUGAAUUUGAAGGAGAAGAGGAAUCCACCGUUGUUAACAGUGUAGAAACAGCCACCAUCGCAGCGCUGUUGUCCGUCACCAAGGAUGACGUGGAGAAGGCUCUGUGUUCGCGUGUGAUUGCCGCAGGAGGCAAUGUCGUGGACAAACAUCUCAAUGCCGGAGAGGCUCACUACGCAAGGAAAGCUUUUGCUAAGGCUAUGUAUGACAGGAUGUUUUCUUGGAUUGUUGGACGCAUUAAUGACGCUAUUGAUCCAAAACAUGGUGGUUUGGUUGGCAAGAACACAGUCAUUGGUGUCCUGGACAUAUAUGGCUUUGAAAUCUUUGACAACAACAGUUUUGAACAGUUCUGCAUCAAUUACUGCAACGAGAAACUACAACAGCUUUUCAUAGAGCUGGUUCUGAAGCAGGAACAAGAGGAAUACAUGCGGGAAGGCAUCCAGUGGCAGCAUGUGGACUAUUUCAACAACAAAGUCAUUUGUGACCUGGUUGAGCUGCCUCACAAGGGAGUACUGGCUAUCCUGGAUGAAGCCUGUCUUAAUGUUGGCAAGGUUACAGAUGAGAUGUUUCUUGAUGCAAUGUCACAAAAACUGGGAAAGCAUGAGAGGUUCACUUGCAGAAAGCUGGCCCCCGCAGACAAGACGUUGGAACACAAAAGAGACUUCCGCAUCAGGCACUACGCUGGUGAUGUCACCUACUCUGUGGCUGGCUUCAUCGACAAGAACAAGGACACUUUGUUCAUGGACUUCAAGAGACUUCUCUUUAACAGCACCAACUCUGUGAUCAAAGACAUGUGGCCUGAAGGAGCUCGGAGCGUGAAAGAGACCACAAAGAGGCCAAUCACAGCUGGCACAUCAUUCAAGAACUCAAUGAUUGCCCUUGUUGAAAACUUGGCCAGCAAGACACCAUUCUAUGUGCGCUGUAUCAAGCCUAAUGAAGUGAAGUCGCCGAUUGUGUUUGAUGAUACUCGCACCAAGCAUCAGGUCAUGUACCUGGGACUUCUAGAGAAUGUGCGAGUGCGCAGGGCUGGGUUUGCUUUCAGAAUGCAGUACGAGCGCUUCUUGCAACGGUACAAGCUGAUCAACUCAAGUACAUGGCCCAACUUCAAUGGACAGACUCUGGACGGUGUGAAGCGCAUCAUCCGUGACCAGGGCUUUGAAGACGAUGUGAAGUACGGCAAAUCUAAGAUCUUCAUUAGAUCUCCGCAGACUUUGUUUGCUCUGGAAACUGCCAGGGAUGCAAAGAUUCCAUCAAUUGUUUUGUUCUUGCAGAGACUGACGCGAGGUGCUCUAGGACGUCAGAAGGCCAAGAAAGUUAGAGCCAUCUAUUUGAUCAUGAGGCGGUUCAAACGCUACAAGCUGAGGAGCUAUGCCCUGGCCUGCAUCGAGAGGUUUGGAAAUGCUCGCAGAAUGAAGGACUACGGCAAAGGCAUCCAAUGGCCCAAGCCUCCGCACUCUAUGAGGCCUACUGUGGAACUUCUGAAGAGAGCACAUGCAAGAUGGCGAGCCCACAUGAUUCUGGCAAGAAUUGAUCCAAAAGAUCGGCCAAUGAUGAGGUUGAAAGUGAUGGCAGGAGACGUUCUUGUUGGGAAACGAGCAGACUGGGGGGUCAAGCGGAACUGGGAGGGAAAUUAUUUGGCUUCUACAAAAGACAACAGCAACACAUCAGACUUUGUGUCGCAAAUGAGCACACUGAAAAACAGAGAUGGAUUUUCCAUUGUUCUGUUUUCAUCCUACGUGAAGAAGGCUAACAAGCACAAUAAGACAGCAGAGAGAGGCAUUGCCAUCACUGACAAAUUCAUCUACAAAAUUGAUGUGAAGAAGAAGUUUAAGCCAAUGAACAAGGGCUAUCCACUAACAGAUGUGACGGGCAUGAGCGUGAGUCCAGGCCGCGACCAGCUGGCCAUCAUACAUCUGAGUGGGGGCAACGACCUGGUGCUCUGCCUGGAGAACCCGGCCCAGGAGGAGCGGGUGGGCGAGCUCAUCGGGGUCAUGUGCUCACACAUGCACAAAAUUUUGAAGAAGGAUAUGAAAGUGAAUAUUUCCAAGACGCUUAACUGUAUGCUGGGACACAAGCCACGGACGGUUGUUGUUAAGGAAACGGCAGUUAAUGGUGGAACUGUUUUUAAGAAGGAAGGAGACAGUCUUGCUCUCAUGUGGCCAAAUGCGUAGAAAGCAGCAUCAGCAUGGCCGCUGUGUGUUGAAGUUUGUUGGGAUGGGUUUAUUUUAGAUAUUGCUCACAUAUCCAUGUAGAGGAAGGGUAUAGUUUGAAAAGUUUUGACUGUCCAAAAGCUGUUUGCAACACUUUAAGUUUUUGUCAUCCUGGCUGUUAUGUAAUGGUCUCAUGUUUGUCUUCGUAGGUUUCUGUGUAAAUUAAAAUCCCAGAGAGGAACAGAUGGCUGGUCCCAUGUGAUCCUAGGAGAUAAAGACUAGCAAGUCUUUAAAGGUUUUUAUGAUGAGACAUUAGUUUUUGAGAGUUAUCUGAACGAUGGCACAUAUGUUGAUCUGUUUGUUUGUUGCCAUCUUCUAUUUGAUACACAUUUGAAUGACUGUAGAUAGUACUUCACUGUUUAAUUUAAAAAAGCAUGCAAUGAUUUGAUAAGUGUUCAACAUAAAUCUAUAGGGGUAGCUGUGUUUAGUGAAAUGAGUAUCUUGCUUAGUUGUCUUAGAGGGUUUUGAAAUUUCAUUAGGUAGUGAAUGGUUUCUUAUCAUUCUCGUUUUUGGUAUUGUGUUGUACUUUUCAGUUUGGGGGGCUGGAAGGGGGGGGGUGUGUUAUUUUUUUGGUUUUCCAUGAGGACUUAGCAUUGCAGAAUAGUCAAUAUUACAGGGCUGUUCUUUUACGUCUUUCAUAAGACUUGGACCUACAAUUUGACCCAUGGCAUUUUGAGAUCUGGAUCCAGUGUGUGUUCCAUGAAAGCCACCACUUACUAUAUUAGUGCUGUACAUAUCAUAUCUCGUAUACACAUUUUAUAAAUUCAUACAUUAUUCAAUCAUUCUGUAUAUUGUGAUUUCAUGAAACACAUGUAUACAAAUACAUUUUUAUUGUAUCUCAAGUUUUUGUUGACAGAAAAUUUACUUUUGACACUUUUUAUUUUUUUGAUACAUGACAUAUAGUGGGAAGAAGGUUGAAAUUAGAUGUUGGAACACAUAUAGGCCUACCUAUAUCUUGUUUGCCAUAUAUUCUGUGAUUGAAUUUAUUUGAGCAAAGUAGUGAGACUGAUAAUGUUUGCUGUGAUGGAAAUCAAUAGAAUUUAGUUUUGCUGACACUUCGUGGUCAUGAUCACAAUCGAGUGGAAUGCACCUUUGUUUUGUUUCAUGCCCCUAGUUGUGCAGAUCUGCAGGCUGAAUCCAAGAAGCUAUGUAGAUACACAUAGGACAGAAAAGAGCAAUGAACUACUGUGGAUGCACAAAUUCAGAAAAUACAGCUUUGUUUCCUCAGAAUAUUGUAUUGGGAAUCUAUCAUACAAGCCAAACUUGCUUAGAAUAGUUGGAAAUAUUUUUAGUGGGUUUUUAAAAAAUAUCGUCAAUGCUUGCUGAAAGUUAUUUGGCUUUGUCUCUAUUCCACACUUUCUGCCUUGAAAGUGUAAUUGCAACCUGAAAGUUGUUGCUUUCGGUGAAAAAUUUUUCUAUUUCCUUAUAUUGUUUUUUUUAUGUGCUAAUUAUUGGCCAAAAAUCAUCUUAUCAGAGGUGCGAAUGAUCAUUCGUAGUAGUCUGUAGUUUCACUGUAUAGGGGUUGACGAUUGUUUGAUAAAUGCUGAGGGUGGUUGUUGGGUGCUUUGAUGUGGUUUGCUUCUGUACUUCUUUUCAGUGUAACCUAUGUUCUGUUCUGUUCCUGGUGCAUUGUAGCCAUUAUUAUGCUGACUUGCUAAGAAUUCCAAGUCAAUUCUUGAUUCUAGCUUACCAAUGAGUCAGAUGGAUGCAUUAUGUGAAUCAAGAAAUGGAGUUGUUGUUGAUUUAUAGAGUCUUUACCACACCUAAUCUGGCUUUUUCUUUGCAUUUAUCUGGUUGCAUUUACAGAUAAAUAUGUAUACUGUAACUGCCUAAGUUUGUUGCUGUGAUACCCAGUAUAUGCCUAUUAUCUUUCUAUGUUGAUAUAUAUAUAUAUAUAUAUGCUCAUUUACACUUGAAUACUAUUGCUGUUUCUGUUGAUUCUGUUUGUGAGCCUAGUUUAUUUUGUAAGCCUUUCUCUGUUCUUGGAUCUCUUUUAACUUUCCUGAACUGAUCUGAUAGUGUCUCUGUGAUGACUGCAGCUUGUCUUGGAAAGUCAAGACAUUUAUAUGAUGAUGGUGAUGGUAAUAGAGAUGUUUUAUAUUUCUCUUUUCUCUUUUUUCCUCUUUUGUCGUGAGAUGUCAUGUCUGUUUUCCGUGUGCCUUUGAUGUCACAGGGUGUUUAUUAAGUUGAUGUCCAGUUUUAAGAGUUACUGCUUCAGCACUGAAGUUUAUCUAAUUCUGGUAAAAGACCAGAAAUUCAGUAAAUUUUACUGCACUUUUGUCAUCAUGACUGAUUUUAGCCCUCUCAGUAGUUUCUGUCUUCUGUUGAAGUUAGUACUGAUUAUGAAAAUGGUAUGACAGACUGAUUAAUAAAAAUUGA